UGUGGAUGCGGCGCUCGGGCACCGUGCACGACCACGGGGCUCGGAUGUGCUGUGUGACCGUGGUGCUCGGGGACGGUGCUCAGGCACACGUGGUGCUGGUCCGGGUGCACGGGCGUGGAGAGGGCGCUGGGCACGGUGCAUGGACGCGGUGCUUGGGCACGGUGCUCACACAGCAGGCACAGGCACGGUGCUUGGGCACAGAGCAUGGGCACGGUGCUCGGGCACAGAGCAUGGGCACGGUGCUCGGGCAGAGCGCCUGGCACGGCUGUGGUGCUCGGGCACUGUGCACCCCAUGGCACCCCCAUGGCACCCCCGUGGUGCUUGGGCCAGUGCACAGCACCCCUGACCCCACGGCACAGCCCCCCAGCACCGCCUGGCCGGGCCCUAAUCCUGGCACUGCCCCCUGCACCGUGCCAGCCCCACACCUCUGGUGCUGCUCAGCACCGCCAUCCCGGCUCCCAGCACCGCGUCCCGCACCACAAUCCCGGCUCCCAGCACCGCGUCCCGCACCACAGUCCCAGCUCCCAGCACCGCGAUCCCGGCUCCCAGCCCCGCGUCCAGCCCCGCGUCCAGCCCCGCGCUCCCGGGCUCAGCCCCACAUCCAGCCCCGAGCCACCCCCGCGCCCCCGCAGCUCCUCGCGCUCAUCCUCCCCCAUCCCGCUUCUGCCCGGCUCUUUCUUUUCCCCUUUUCCCCCCUUUUUUUUCCAUUUUUUGGGGUUUAUUGGUGCUACUUCCCCCCCCCCCCCCGGGCAGCAGCCCACCCGCGCCCCUCAAGGCAAAUACCUCAGCCCCCCCCAGCCCCCGCCAGCGAGUCCGGGGUGAAUCUUUCCGAAAUCAGGGAUCCUUUCGCAGCGGUGUUUCCUCCUCCUUCAUUUCCCCCUCUUUGUUUUUGCCCUCCUUUUCUCCCCCUCCCCUUUCCGCCCGGGUUUUUCCUCAGUUCUCCGCAUCCUUCAGGGAUUUACAAACCGCCGGAAUUUCAGCCUCAUUUUAAUUUCGGGAGCGAGGAGGUUUUGGGGUGGUUUUUUUGUUGGUGUUUUUGUUUUUUUUGUUUUUUUUUGUGUUUUUUUUUGCCGGUGGUUUUUUUCCGCACCGCGGCGCGAAGGAAAAAAAGAGGCGAUAAUUCCAAAUUAAAAACCAGGCGCCGUUUCUUCUCAGAUUCGGGAAUUCGGUCGGAGGCGGGGGGGGGGUAUUUUGGCGUUUUUGUUGGGCUUUUUUUUUUUUUUUUGGGAUAAUCGAGGAGGGGAGGUGGGACGGCGGCAGGUGGAGGGAGGAGACAUCGCACGGGUGUCCCGGCGGCUCCGAAAAAUCACACUUGAAGAUUUCUUGGUCGGCUCGGGACUGUGGUUACUUGAAAUGAAGUUUUUUUCCGGGGCGGAUCGAGGACCGGUAGAUUUUUUUCCCAUGUCUCAAGGCAAUAGGAUUAAUGUGUAUUAAACUGUAGAUACUUCUAGGACAGUAAAUUUAUGCUGAUAAUUUUAUUUUGUAUAAUUUUCCCGUCUUUCUUCCCCCCCCCCCCUUCUUUGUGUUGUUUUAUUUCCCCUUAACCCCCUUUUCUUUCCCCCAGUGUGUCGGUAAAUUUAUUUUUUAGGAUGCCUAAAAAUUGCAAGUUUGGAUCCUCCCCCUCCCUCCCCCCCUGGUUUUGGUUUUCUUUUUUUUGUUUGUUUAUUUUUUGUUCUGUUGUUGUUUUCUGUUCUUUUUUUUUUUUUAAUUUGUAUUUUAUUCUGAGUUGGCGCGGCCGUGGGGCCGUGGGCUGUAUUAUUCCUGAUAUCUUUAAAAUAUUGUGGGUGUUUUAAUAAAUUUUAUAUUUAUUUUUUGCACUCAA
Molecule: messenger RNA, 1822 nt
Organism: Pipra filicauda (Wire-tailed manakin)
Lineage: Eukaryota; Metazoa; Chordata; Aves; Passeriformes; Pipridae
Product: leucine-rich repeat extensin-like protein 5
Exons: 2
Coding region: 6-1232 (408 amino acids)
Source: RefSeq, a predicted model, not a curated record